Messenger RNA from Schizosaccharomyces osmophilus, 1650 nucleotides. RefSeq names its product heat shock protein Ssz1 (gene ssz1). Gene Ontology annotation, molecular function: ATP-dependent protein folding chaperone; ATP binding. Gene Ontology annotation, biological process: protein folding. Lineage: Eukaryota; Fungi; Ascomycota; Schizosaccharomycetes; Schizosaccharomycetales; Schizosaccharomycetaceae. Gene Ontology annotation, cellular component: cytosol; nucleus. The record is from RefSeq and is a predicted model, not a curated record. Bases 1 to 1650 code for a protein of 549 amino acids. The transcript is spliced from 2 exons.
AUGGCAGAAUCCGAGGAAUAUAAGACUGUCAUUGGUAUUUCUUUUGGAAACCAAAAUAGUUCUAUCUCUUUUAACAGAGAUGGAAAAACUGACGUUCUGGCAAAUGAAGAAGGAAAUCGUCAAAUUCCUUCUAUUUUGUCUUACCAAGGUAACCAAGAAUACCAUGGUGUUCAAGCUCGUGGCCAACUUGUUCGCAACGCCGACAACUCUGUUACCAACUUCCGUGAUUUGAUUGGUAAACCCUAUCAAGAAGUUACGAACCAUCACUGCCAUUAUUCAGCUUCUCCUGUCAAUGUCGAGGGACAGGUUGGUUUUAAGGUCACUGUUCAAGAAGAUGAGGAAUCUCAACCAAAGGAGAAGGUCGUUACUGCUCAAGAAGCCAGUACUCGCCAUUUGCAGCGUCUUCGUGAAUCGGCCCAAGACUUCUUGGGUGUUAAGGUUGAUGGUUGCGUUAUGUCCGUCCCUGUUUACUUCACUGAAGAGCAAAGAAAGGCUUUGGAAGCCGCUGCUGUUCAAGCUGGUCUCCCCAUUCUUCAAUUAAUUCACGAUCCUGCUGCUAUUCUCCUCGCCCUCAUGUAUUCUGAGUCUGUUCUUAUCGACAAGACUGUUGUCGUUGCUAACUUUGGUGCCAACCGCUCUGAAGUUUCCGUCGUUUCUAUCAAGGGAGGUAUGAUGACCGUCUUAUCCACCGCUCAUGAUGAAAACCUUGGUGGUGAAGAAUUGACCGAUGUAUUGGUCAAAUACUUUGCUAAAGAGUUUGAAAAGAAGAACGGUAUUAAUCCCCUCCAAAAUGCCCGUUCCGCUGCCAAGCUCAGGGAACAAUGUGAACUUACCAAGCGUGUUCUUAGCAACAAUACCAACGCUUCUGCUGCUGUUGAUUCCCUUGCUGAAGGCAUUGAUUUCCAUGCUACCCUUAACCGUCUUCGUUUUGAACUCGCCGCUGCUGCUCCUUUGAACCGUAUGGCCCAACUUGUUGAGCAAGCCGUUAAGAAAGCUAACUUGGAACCUUUUGAUGUUUCCGAAGUGGUUUUGGCUGGUGGUGCUUCUAACACUCCCAAAUUGACUUCUUUAAUGGAAGGAAUUUUCCCUGAACAGACCGCCAUUCGUUCCACUAGCUCUGUUACUCCUUUGCCUUUUGACGCUUCCGAACUCGUUGCAGUUGGCUCUGGUGUCCAAGCCUCUUUAGUUGGUCACUUUGAAGCUUCCGACAUCGCUUCUUCUAUGGAGUCUGCCAUCGUUGAAGCUCCUCACCUUACUGCUCCUAUUGGUAUCAACGAGGGUGGCAAGUUUGUCACUCUCUUGGACGCCGAGACUGCCUUGCCCACCCGUAAGGUUGUUGAGGUUGUCGCUCCCAAGGAAGGUGGUGCCUAUAUCCCUAUUUUCGAGGCUGAGCGUUCUGUCAAGAUUACCAAGGCUGAACCUGAGCCUUUGGAUGAAGAGGAGGCACUUUCCGAUGAAGAAGAGGAAGAGCCUGAGGAGAUUAAGGAGCGUAUCGCCGUUCCCAAAACUCUUCUCGCUACUAUCAAUAUUCCUGACGUCUCACCUAAUUCGAAGAUUGAGUUGGUUCUUCAAUUAGAUGUCGAAGGAAAGCUUACCGCCACUGCUCGCCCUAAGGAUGGCAAGGGUUCUAGCGUUCGUGGAUCUGCAUAA